This is a messenger RNA of Caenorhabditis elegans, 878 nucleotides long. It is a transcript of the gene T05B4.8, whose product is annotated as ShKT domain-containing protein. The record is from RefSeq and is marked reviewed. NCBI's taxonomy places the organism in Eukaryota, Metazoa, Nematoda, Chromadorea, Rhabditida, Rhabditidae. The transcript has 3 exons. The coding region runs from base 23 to 775 and encodes 250 amino acids.
UCUAUCUCUUUUAUUAAACAAAAUGAUUGCUUUAGUUUCAUUGUUCUUUGUUUCAUUGUUCGCCCCAGAAGCUUCUGCUGUGAUUGGUGGAGAUUUGAACUGCACAACUUAUAAUGGAACAGCGUUCGUGUGGACCCCUUCAGCAGUUGCUUGCUCGAACACUAUCUCUGACGCAUCGUGCGCUAUCCUAUACCCAACCACCGAUACAUUGGGAUUCCCAGCCGCUGGAAAUGCUGCUGGAAGACCACUGGCUUGUUAUACGACUGCUACUGCCACCCCAGCUGCCGUAGUUCAGGACAUGAAAACUGCUGCUGCUGCCAAUUGCCCGAAGACGUGUGGACUCUGCUGUCAAACUGAUGCGUACUACUGCCCUAACGUUGCUUAUCCUCGUCUCAACUGCGCUUCUAUCACACUUUCUCAAUGCAACUCCCCAGCCUGGAGAACGAUCAUUGCCGCUGAUUGCCCAUCUGCUUGUGGAUUCUGCAACCAAGCGGGAUGCGUCGAUGCUGUUACUAACUGCGGAACUGAUCUGAGCAUCUGCCAAAACAUCGGAAUGCAAACCUUCGUGAACACCUACUGCCAGAGAACCUGUGGAAGAUGCCCAUCAACCACCGCAGCUGGAAGCGUAACUGUAACAUCCGGAACCUGCACCUCAUACAUCGCCGACAGCUCCUCCAACUGUGCCGCCUGGUCCACCAACGGAUUCUGCACCAAUACCUUCUACACAGUUGCCCAACGCCGAUCGAGAUGUGCCACUACCUGCAGAAUCUGUUAAACUGAAUUGGAUUUAUGUAUUUAAUUGACUUGUGCAUACUUAUGGUUAUUGAAUGGAAUUGACCACUCCAUAUAGAUACCAAUUAUAAAUAUUUCAAUGACUU